This is a messenger RNA of Coniosporium apollinis CBS 100218, 258 nucleotides long. RefSeq lists its product as uncharacterized. The transcript is spliced from 2 exons. The record is from RefSeq and is a predicted model, not a curated record. Bases 1 to 258 code for a protein of 85 amino acids. Lineage: Eukaryota; Fungi; Ascomycota; Dothideomycetes.
AUGAUGGCCGCGCAGCACUCUGGCGUCUACAUUCACGGCGGCUUCUCCGAACCGAUGAGCGCUCAGCACAACUUCUCAAACCAGUACUCCUUCGACGAUCCGCAAGAGGCAAUGUCGGUAUACAAACGCAUCAUGCAUCAACAUACCAAGGAACAACUGAACAUCGCCACCAACUCCGCACGGCGAAGGUCGCAGCCCACCACACCUAGCCUCCCCACCGAGGGAAGCCGCGGCUCCGUCAGCUCUCGCGAUUCGUAA